This is a messenger RNA of Rhinolophus ferrumequinum (greater horseshoe bat), 1989 nucleotides long. It is a transcript of the gene ALDH6A1, whose product is annotated as aldehyde dehydrogenase 6 family member A1. Bases 105 to 1709 code for a protein of 534 amino acids. Gene Ontology annotation, molecular function: methylmalonate-semialdehyde dehydrogenase (acylating, NAD+) activity; malonate-semialdehyde dehydrogenase (acetylating, [NAD(P)+]) activity. Gene Ontology annotation, cellular component: mitochondrion. Gene Ontology annotation, biological process: thymine catabolic process; L-valine catabolic process. Lineage: Eukaryota; Metazoa; Chordata; Mammalia; Chiroptera; Rhinolophidae. The record is from RefSeq and is a predicted model, not a curated record. The transcript is spliced from 12 exons.
GAGGAGGUGCGGCAGGAUGGAGAGGCGAAAUCUGGCAGCCGUGUGCUUCUGGGAGUCCCGGGCGGUAGAGGCACCCCGAGGCGGAGAAGAGGCAGCUGAGAACCAUGGCGGCGGUAGUGGCGGCGGCGGCAGUGAGGGCUCGGAUCCUGCAGGUUUCUUCCAAGGUGCACUCCACUUGGUAUCCAGCAUCCUUUUUCUCUUCUUCUUCAGUGCCAACUGUAAAGCUCUUCAUUGAUGGGAAAUUUGUUGAAUCCAAAAGUGACAAAUGGAUAGACAUCCACAACCCAGCCACCAAUGAGGUCAUCGGUCGGGUCCCUCAGGCCACCAAGGCUGAAAUGGAUGCAGCCGUUGCUUCCUGCAAACGUGCUUUCCCUGCAUGGGCAGACACUUCAGUAUUAAGCCGUCAGCAGGUCCUACUCCGUUAUCAACAACUUAUUAAAGAAAACUUGAAAGAAAUCGCCAGGAUCAUCACGCUGGAACAAGGGAAGACCCUAGCUGAUGCUGAAGGAGAUGUGUUUCGAGGCCUUCAGGUGGUUGAGCAUGCCUGUAGCGUGACAUCCCUCAUGCUGGGAGAGACCAUGCCAUCCAUCACCAAAGACAUGGACCUUUAUUCCUACCGCCUGCCUCUGGGGGUGUGUGCAGGCAUUGCGCCAUUCAAUUUUCCUGCCAUGAUCCCCCUUUGGAUGUUUCCCAUGGCCAUGGUAUGUGGAAAUACCUUCCUAAUGAAGCCAUCAGAGCGAGUCCCCGGAGCAACUAUGCUUCUUGCUAAGUUGCUCCAGGACUCUGGUGCCCCUGACGGAACACUGAACAUCAUCCACGGACAGCAUGAAGCUGUGAACUUUAUUUGCGAUCAUCCGGAUAUCAAAGCAAUCAGCUUUGUGGGAUCCAACCAGGCAGGAGAGUACAUCUUCGAGAGAGGAUCAAGACAUGGCAAGAGAGUUCAAGCCAAUAUGGGAGCCAAGAACCAUGGGGUAGUCAUGCCAGAUGCCAAUAAGGAAAAUACCCUGAACCAGCUGGUUGGGGCAGCAUUUGGAGCUGCUGGUCAGCGCUGCAUGGCUCUUUCAACAGCGAUCCUUGUGGGAGAUGCUAAGAAGUGGCUGCCAGAGCUGGUGAAUCGUGCCAAAAACCUGCGAGUCAGUGCAGGAGACCAGCCUGGAGCUGAUCUUGGCCCUCUGAUCUCCCCUCAGGCCAAGGAGCGAGUCUGUAAUCUGAUUGAUAGUGGAAGUAAGGAGGGAGCCUCCAUCCUUCUUGAUGGUCGAAAAAUUAAAGUCAAAGGCUAUGAAAAUGGCAACUUUGUUGGACCAACCAUCAUCUCAAAUGUCAAGCCAAAUAUGACUUGUUACAAAGAGGAGAUUUUUGGUCCAGUUCUUGUGGUUCUGGAGACAGACACUUUGGAUGAAGCCAUCAAGAUUGUAAAUGACAACCCAUAUGGAAAUGGAACUGCCAUCUUCACCACCAAUGGAGCCACUGCUCGGAAAUAUUCCCACUUGGUGGAUGUCGGACAGGUGGGUGUGAACGUCCCCAUUCCAGUGCCUUUGCCAAUGUUCUCAUUCACGGGCUCUCGAUCUUCCUUCAGGGGAGACACCAAUUUCUAUGGCAAACAGGGCGUUCAAUUCUACACUCAACUGAAGACCAUCACUUCUCAGUGGAAAGAAGAAGAUGCUACUCUUUCCUCGCCUGCCGUAGUCAUGCCAACCAUGGGCCGUUAGAAAUAAGUUUGUUCCAGACUCAGUCCAUCCUGAGUAAUCUCCCUUUUUUCUUGACCAAUUUAAUUUUCCAACUUUGCUCAGACCAGAUCCCUGGGAAUGGAAUCCCUUGUAACUAAAAUCUUUCUCAGAAUUAUUAGCCCCUGCCCAGUUGCUAUAGGGAGACUCCUAGUAUACCUAGUGUGACACUGAAGCCAGAGUUUUACUUACUCUUCACACUUCUGUUUUUGAGGUAACUGCUGUUCACUGUGAAAUGCUUAGCUGGAAGGAGAGCUUAGACCUG